AGUCCUUUUUUCGGACAAAAGUGUCAAUAAACAUAAACUAUGGAUUGGUGCCUCGCACACACUGUGACGUCACUGCUGUCACCUCGCUGCGUCUGCGCAUGCGUGUGCCUGGCCGUGUUUAUGUUUGUGUGCUCGUGCGUGAGUCUGCUCAACAGGACGCGUUUGUUGCGGCUUCUACGGACCAAACCCACCGAGGGCGACAUGGCGGCGGCCGCACCGAGCUCGGAGGACGCGGGCCGAAGCGGCAGCAGCGCGGGGGGAAGCGGUACGGCCAGCGGCCUGAGCGCGGACGGAGACUCCGAGGAGGCCGAGGAAUUCACCUCCUCGAGCCACUGCUCGGAGCUGUCGCGGCGCCAGAAUGAGCAGCGGAAACACGGGCUCUUCUGUGAUGUUACUUUAGCCUUCAGUAGCGGGGCGAUCCGUGGAGAAAGUGACACCUGCUUUGAACUGAUGGCGCAUCGCUCCGUGUUGUCUGCGGCAACUGACUACUUCUCCCCGUUGCUCGGUGGUCAGUACUCCGAAUCCGAGUCUGGGCGCGUGGAGAUGAAGGAGUGGAGCUCGGAAACGGGUCCGGACCAGGACACGGUAGAGAGCGUCAUUCAGUUCAUGUACACGGGAGAGAUCCGCGUGAGCACUGCUAAUGUCCAUGAAGUGCUGGAGCUCGCGGACAGGUUCCUGCUGGUCCAUCUGAAGGAGUUCUGUGGUGAGUUCCUGAGGCGUAAGCUGAGCCUGGGGAACUGCGUGGCCGUGCACAGCCUGGGCCACAUGUACAGUCUGGAGCGCCUGGCCUCGCGCGCCGCAGAGCUCAUCAGACGCCACUUCCAGCAGGUGGCGCUAGACGAGGAGUUCCUGACGCUGCCGUUCCACCUGGUGCGGGACUGGCUGGCCGACGCUGAGGUCACCGUGGAGACGGAGGAGGUGCUGUUGGAGGCGUUGGUGCGCUGGGUGCGUCGGGACGAGUCGGAGCGCGAGCGCUAUUUCCUGGAGCUGCUGCGUCUGCUGCGCCUGCCCCUCAUGCGGCCGAGCUUCCUGCUGCGCGCGCUCCGCAGCGAGCCCCUGGUGGCCAACAGCGCCCCCUGUCUGCAGCUGCUGGUGGAGGCGGUGGAGUUGCACGCUCUGCAGGGCGAGGGCCCCAAGAUGGCCACCGGCGCGGAGACGGGCCCCUCGCUUCUGCCGGCCUGCCAGCCGCGCUUCGGACAGAACAUGGACGUCAUCAUGGUCGUGGGCGGGGUCUCGGAGGGCGGGGACUACCUGAGCGAGUGCGUGGGCUACUUCCUGGAGGAGGAGCGAUGGGUCAACCUGCCGCACAUACACAACCACCUGGACGGACACGCCCUGGCUGUCACCGCGACGCACGUCUACGUAGCAGGUUCCAUGGAGCCGGGAUUUGCCAAGACGGUAGAACGCUACAGCCCUGCCAGGAAUACCUGGGAACAGGUGAGUAGUCUCCCCACACGCAAGCACAGCUUCGGCCUCACGUGUGUGCGAGACGCCCUCUACAGCAUUGGUGGCCAUGGCAACUUCAGCCCGGGCUUCAAGGACGUGAGCGUGUACGAGCCUGAGCUGGACCGCUGGCUGAGCCUGGAGUCGGCGCCCCGCAUCCUGCGCGACGUCAAGGCCAUCAGCGUGGAGGACCGCUACGUGUACGUCACCGCUCGCACGCCCGUCGACACCGACAACGAGGACGGCCUGAAGACGGUGACCACGCGCUACGACGCGGACAGCCGGCAGUGGACCGAGGUGGACGCGCUGCCGCUCAUCGAUAACUACUGCGCCUUCCAGAACGCCGUCGCCCCAAGCAACUUCUACCACACGGCGUCGUGCUGCCCACGGAGCUACCGCCAGGUCAGCGACGAGGAGGCGCGCCUCAAGGGCAGCGGCCGUAACCAUGACGACCACGAGGUCAGCGACGAGGACGCUCGCCUGAAGGGCAGCGGCCGCGUCCAUGACGACCUGCUGGACAGCCUUCCGCCUGAGGUCACGGGCAUCGAGGGCGCCGCCAUCUGUUACCUGGACGACGACGUGUUUGUCAUCGGCGGCUGGAAGAACAGCGAUGACGUGGACAAGCAGUACCGUCGCGAAGCGUACCGUUACUGCGCCCUACGCAAGCGCUGGACGCUGCUUCCUCCCAUGCCGCAGGCCCGUUGCCGGGCGACCGCGUGCCACGUGCGCAUCCCGUACCGCUUCCUGUGCGGCGCCCAGCGAUACCCGAUGCCCCAGAACCUGGCGCGCCAACGAGACCGCAUGCAGCAGAUGCAGCAGCUGCAUCGACGUACUCUCACCCUGCGCAGACAACUGCAGUCUCAGAUCGAGUGCUGAACACACACACACACACACACACACACACACACACACACACACCCUGCGCAGACAACUGCAGUCUCAGAUCGAGUGCUGAACACACACACACUCACCCUGCGCAGACAACUGCAGUCUCAGAUCGAGUGCUGAACACACACACACACACACACACACACACACACACACACACACUCACUCACCCUGCGCAGACAACUGCAGUCUCAGAUCGAGUGCUGAACACACACACACCCUGCGCAGACAACUGCAGUCUCAGAUCGAGUGCUGAACACACACACACACAAACACACUCACCCUGCGCAGACAACUGCAGUCUCAGAUCGAGUGCUGAACACACACACACACACACCCUGCGCAGACAACUGCAGUCUCAGAUCGAGUGCUGAACACACACACACACACUCACACACACACUCACACACACACUGCGCAGACAACUACAGUCUCAGAUCGAGUGCUGAACACACACACACACACUCACACACACACUCACACACACACACACACUGCACAGACGAUUACAGUCUUGGAUCGAGUGCUCAGCUCCCCCAAUCACACAUACACACACACACACACUCACACACACACGUCUGCUCCAACACCAAUAACAGUGUCCAUUCUGUGAACGUAACCAUGGGAGUCCAGCCUGUUGGUAUGGUAACCAGGGGAGUCCAGCCUGUUUGUUGGAGGGCAGCAUCAUGUGUAAAUAUUCUCUAACCCUCCACAUUCCACUGCUGAGACACCUUAGAUGAACACUUCCUGCUUCUGCAGAUGAAUACUUCCUGCUUGGGUUCUAGGGCUUGUUUGGGGUUAAUCCUUGGGUUUUAGGGUUCUAGGGCUUGUUUGGGGUUAACUCCUGGGUUCUAGGGCUUGUUUGGGGUUAACUCCUGGGUUCUGGGGUUCUAGGGCUUGUUUGGGGUUAACUCCUGGGUUCUAGGGCUUGUUUGGGGUUAACUCUUGGGUUCUGGGGUUCUAGGGCUUGUUUGGGGUUAACUCCUGGGUUCUAGGGCUUGUUUGGGUUCUCUGUAUUGCCCUCUCUGAGGUCAUAAACUGCUCUGAUGAACUGCUCGCCUGUAGGAGCUGAAACAAACUCUUUGUGCAUUAUGAGCUCUGAAGAUGCCUCUACACACAUACACACACACACACACACACACACCCCUUACAGACACCGCACACACACACACACACACACACCCCUUACAGACA
This is a messenger RNA of Alosa sapidissima (American shad), 3525 nucleotides long. Its product is annotated as kelch-like protein 11. The transcript has 3 exons. NCBI's taxonomy places the organism in Eukaryota, Metazoa, Chordata, Actinopteri, Clupeiformes, Clupeidae. Bases 40 to 2319 code for a protein of 759 amino acids. The record is from RefSeq and is a predicted model, not a curated record. Gene Ontology annotation, molecular function: protein binding.